Messenger RNA from Myotis brandtii (Brandt's bat), 4683 nucleotides. It is a transcript of the gene CACNA1S, whose product is annotated as calcium channel, voltage-dependent, L type, alpha 1S subunit. The transcript is spliced from 40 exons. Gene Ontology annotation, molecular function: high voltage-gated calcium channel activity. Gene Ontology annotation, biological process: calcium ion import across plasma membrane. Lineage: Eukaryota; Metazoa; Chordata; Mammalia; Chiroptera; Vespertilionidae. The record is from RefSeq and is a predicted model, not a curated record. Gene Ontology annotation, cellular component: membrane; voltage-gated calcium channel complex.
AUGGACGGGACGCCCUCUGACCCUGCACCCUGCACACCCGCGCCUCCCUCAGGGGCUCUCCUUAACCCCGGCCCCAGACCCUUCGAGACCAUCAUCUUACUGACCAUCUUCGCCAACUGCGUGGCCCUGGCCGUGUCCCUGCCGAUGCCCGAGGAUGACAACAACUCGCUGAACGUCGGCCUGGAGAAGCUGGAAUACUUCUUCCUCAUCGUCUUCUCCGUCGAGGCCGCCAUGAAGAUCAUCGCCUACGGCUUCCUCUUCCACCCGGACGCCUACCUGCGCAGCGGCUGGAACGUGCUGGACUUCAUCAUUGUCUUCCUGGGUGGGUCCGGGGGUUCAGCUGUCCCCCGCACAGUGGGUCCGGGGGUUCGGCUGUCCCCGCACAGCCUGCAGGUGGUGCUCAACUCCAUCUUCAAGGCCAUGCUGCCGCUGUUCCACAUCGCACUGCUGGUCCUCUUCAUGGUCAUCAUCUACGCCAUCAUCGGCCUCGAGCUCUUCAAGGGCAAGAUGCACAAGACCUGCUACUACAUCGGGACCGACAUCGUGGCCACGGAGGAGAACGAGAAGCCGUCGCCUUGCGCCCGGACGGGCUCCGGCCGCCCCUGUUCCAGGUUUUCAGGGGAGAACAGGCCCCCGACGGCCUCCCUCCUGGUCCCCAGGGUCAACGACGCCAUCGGGAACGAGUGGCCCUGGAUCUACUUCGUCACCCUCAUCCUGCUGGGCUCCUUCUUCAUCCUCAACCUGGUGCUGGCAGCCGCCAUCGGGAACGAGUGGCCCUGGAUCUACUUCGUCACCCUCAUCCUGCUGGGCUCCUUCUUCAUCCUCAACCUGGUGCUGGGUGUGCUGAGCGGGGAGUUCACCAAGGAGCGCGAGAAGGCCAAGUCCCGGGGAACCUUCCAGAAGCUGCGGGAGAAGCAGCAGCUGGAGGAGGACCUCCGGGGCUACAUGAGCUGGAUCACGCAGGGCGAGGUCAUGGACGUGGACGACCUGAGAGAAGGGAAGCUGUCCUUGGAGGAAGGCGGCUCGGACACGGAGAGCCUGUAUGAGAUCGAGGGCCUGAACAAGAUCAUCCAGUUCCUCCGACACUGGAGGCAGUGGAACCGGAUCUUUCGCUGGAAAUGCCACGACCUGGUCAAGUCCCGGGCCUUCUACUGGCUGGUGAUCCUGAUCGUGGCCCUCAACACCCUGUCCAUCGCCUCCGAGCACCACAACCAGCCCCUGUGGCUGACCCACCUGCAGGACGUCGCCAACCGGGUGCUGCUGUCGCUCUUCACCCUGGAGAUGCUGCUGAAGAUGUACGGGCUGGGCCUGCGCCAGUACUUCAUGUCCGUCUUCAACCGCUUCGACUGCUUCGUGGUGAGCAGCGGGCUCCUGGAGAUCCUGCUGGUGGAGUCGGGCGCCAUGACGCCCCUGGGCAUCUCCGUGCUGCGCUGCAUCCGCCUCCUGCGGCUCUUCAAGGUCACCAAGUACUGGACGUCGCUGAGCAACCUGGUGGCGUCGCUGCUGAACUCCAUCCGCUCCAUCGCCUCGCUGCUGCUGCUGCUCUUCCUCUUCAUCGUCAUCUUCGCGCUGCUGGGCAUGCAGCUCUUCGGGGGCCGCUACGACUUCGAGGACACGGAGGUGCGGCGCAGCAACUUCGACAACUUCCCGCAGGCGCUCAUCAGCGUCUUCCAGGUCCUGACAGGGGAGGACUGGAACUCCGUGAUGUACAACGGCAUCAUGGCCUACGGCGGGCCCUCGUACCCCGGGGUGCUCGUGUGCAUCUACUUCAUCAUCCUCUUCGUCUGCGGCAACUACAUCCUGCUCAACGUCUUCCUGGCCAUCGCCGUGGACAACCUGGCCGAGGCCGGGAGCCUGACCUCCGCCCAGAAGGCCAAGGCCGAGGAGCGGAAGCGCAGGAAGUUGUCCAAGCUCCUGGGCGUCUCCUCCCUCCCCACAGGGGAAGAUGAAGAAGAUGAGCCCGAGAUCCCAGCAAGCCCGCGCCCGCGGCCCCUGGCCGAGCUGCAGCUGAAAGAGAAGGCGGUGCCCAUCCCGGAAGCCAGCUCCUUCUUCAUCUUCAGCCCCACCAACAAGUUUCGCGUCCUCUGUCAUCGCAUCGUCAACGCCACCUGGUUCACCAACUUCAUCCUGCUCUUCAUCAUGCUCAGCAGCGCCGCCCUGGCCGCCGAGGACCCCAUCCAGGCCGAGUCCGUGAGGAACCAGAUCCUCGGGUAUUUUGACAUCGCCUUCACCUCUGUCUUCACUGUGGAGAUUGUCCUCAAGAUGACCACCUACGGCGCCUUCCUGCACAAGGGCUCCUUCUGCCGCAACUACUUCAACAUCCUGGACCUGCUGGUGGUGGCUGUGUCCCUCAUCUCCAUGGGGCUUCCAGCUGGCGACCAGGAGGGGAUCAGCGAGGAGAAGGCAGUCCCAGCAGCCCUUGGUACUCCUAGUCUGAUGGGGGGGCCGAGACUGUACCCCCUCCCCAUGCAGGAGGCCCGCUCUGUGCUGCUACACGUGGUGCAGUGCGUGUUCGUGGCCAUCCGCACCAUCGGCAACAUCGUGCUGGUCACCACCCUCCUGCAGUUCAUCUUCGCCUGCGUCGGGGUCCAGCUCUUCAAGGGGAAGUUCUUCAGCUGCACUGACUUGUCCAAGAUGACGGAGGAGGAAUGCAGGGGCUACUACUACAUCUACAAGGACGGGGACCCCACGCAGAUGGAGCUGCGCCACCGCGAGUGGAUACUCAACGACUUCCACUUCGACAACGUGCUGUCGGCCAUGAUGUCCCUCUUCACCGUCUCCACCUUCGAGGGGUGGCCGCAGNNNCUAUACAAGGCCAUCGACGCCUACGAGGAGGACAAGGGCCCCGUCUACAACCACCGGGUGGAGAUGGCCAUCUUCUUCAUCGUCUACAUCAUCCUCAUCGCCUUCUUCAUGAUGAACAUCUUCGUGGGCUUUGUCAUCGUCACCUUCCAGGAGCAGGGCGAGACCGAGUACAAGAACUGCGAGCUGGACAAGAACCAGCGCCAGUGUGUGCAGUAUGCCCUGAAGGCCCGGCCCCUGAAGUGCUAUAUCCCCAAGAACCCGUACCAGUACCAGGUGUGGUACGUGGUCACCUCGUCCUACUUCGAGUACCUGAUGUUCGCCCUCAUCAUGCUCAACACCAUCUGCCUGGGCAUGCAGGUGAGGCGCGGACGCAGGGCCUGAGGGCGCCUCUCCCCGUGCCUCCUCACCCCAUUCCCGUCCCCGUCCCCCCAGGGCUACUUCGGGGACCCCUGGAACGUGUUUGACUUCCUGAUCGUCAUCGGCAGCAUCAUCGACGUGAUCCUCAGCGAGAUCGACACCUUCCUGGCCUCCAGCGGGGGGCUGUACUGCCUGGGUGGCGGCUGCGGCACCGUGAUCAUCAACCUGUUCGUGGCGGUCAUCAACAACUACUUCGACUACCUCACACGGGACUGGUCCAUCCUGGGCCCGCACCACCUGGACGAGUUCAAGGCCAUCUGGGCCGAGUACCCCGAGGCCACCAUCAGCUCCAACCCCCUCCCAAUCAUCAACCUGUUCGUGGCGGUCAUCAUGGACAACUUCGACUACCUCACACGGGACUGGUCCAUCCUGGGCCCGCACCACCUGGACGAGUUCAAGGCCAUCUGGGCCGAGUACGACCCCGAGGCCACGGGCCGCAUCAAACACCUGGAUGUGGUGACGCUGCUGCGGCGGAUCCAGCCUCCGCUCGGCUUCGGGAAGUUCUGCCCCCACCGCGUGGCGUGUAAGCGACUGGUGGGCAUGAACAUGCCCCUCAACAGUGACGGCACCGUCACCUUCAACGCCACCCUCUUCGCCCUGGUGCGCACGGCCCUCAAGAUCAAGACGGAAGGUAACUUCGAGCAGGCCAACGAGGAGCUGCGGGCCAUCAUCAAGAAGAUCUGGAAGAGGACCAGCAUGAAGCUCCUGGACCAGGUCAUCCCUCCGAUCGGAGACGACGAGGUGACGGUGGGCAAGUUCUACGCAACGUUCCUCAUCCAGGAGCACUUCCGAAAGUUCAUGAAGCGCCAGGAGGAGUAUUACGGCUACCGGCCCAAGAAGGACACCGUGCAGAUCCAGGCCGGACUGCGGACCAUAGAGGAGGAGGCCGCGCCCGAGAUCCGCCGGACCAUCUCGGGAGACCUCACGGCCGAGGAGGAGCUGGAGCGGGCCAUGGUGGAGGCCGCCAUGGAGGAGGGGAUAUUCCGGAGGACCGGGGGCCUGUUCGGCCAAGUGGACAACUUCCUGGACAGGCCCAGCUCCCUGGCGCCUGUGCUGGCCAACCAGAGGCCCCUGCAGUUCUCCGACAUCGAGAUGGAGGAGCUGGAGUCGCCCGUCUUCCUGGAGGACUUCCCGCAGGACCCCAGCACCCACCCGCUGGCGCUGGCCCGCGCCAACACCAACAACGCCAACGCCAACGUUGCCACGGGCAACAGCCGCCAUAGCAACCGCCAGGCGUUUUCCAGGGUCCGCUGUGAACGGGAGUGCCCUGGGGGGGCCGAGACGCCCGCUGCCAGAGGAGGGGUCCGGGGACCCCCCAGCCAGUCCUGCGUGGAGCAGCCAAGGCGGGAAGGACAGCUGCCCCCGAGAGCGGGGCCCCCAGCCCAGGCGCCUCCUGCCCCCGGCCAGCGUCCUCUUGGGGUCUGUUUUGUGCCUUUGGAACAGCAGCACUUGCCCGCAUGA